AUGUCGAUCGGCGACACGGACUCCGAAGCCGACAAGCUGUCUGACUCAGAGUGCUCAAAGGACGCCGGAAGCGCCAAGAGGCUAGCCCGUGUCGUCGUCGUCGCCGGCUUGACGGCGGCCAUCACGUGCGCUUCCAUCACCUUUCGCGCGGCGUCGUUUUCAGGCGGAGGCAACAAGACGCACCCGGCUUCCGCCGCCGAAACGUCGCGCGAAGAAGUGCAACUAGACGCCGGCAUACUGAACCUCAUCCAGCCCUUCGUGAACACUUCGCAAGAGCCGUGCCGCGACUUCUACGCUUUCGCAUGCGGCGCGUACAGGAAUCCGUCGGCACAGACAAUCACGCAGAUGCAGGAAGAGAUGUACGACGCACUACUCCGCGCUCUUUCGUCCAUCAGGUAUCCUGAGCGAAGACAGAGCGCCGCCCAGAAGGCUGCAGCCUUGUACAACAGCUGCCUGAGGGUUCGAACCGGCGACCUCGACGAGUCUGCGACGCUGAGGGAGCUUGUCCAAAGCGUCGGUCUCUCCGUGCCCGAUUACGCCCACGCGGAAGCCCUGGACCGUGCCCUGUUCCUGUUCUUCAAGUAUAACCUGCUCACUCUGCUCGGGCUUUAUCUGGAAGACUCGCAACUCUACAAAGGUGCCAGGGAAAUCAAGAUCACGCUCAAUGCCCACCAGUUGGUCUGGUUCCGCCAGAGAUCCCAUAACGUGCUGACGGCUUUGUUCUAUGAUCCGCACCUUUACGCACUCGGCCUGCAAAAGGAUGGUCACGAAGCCUUCAGAACAGCCAUUGAGAUAGCCGAAUCUGAGAACAUGGCCAUCGGUCUCCUUACGAAGGACACUCUGCAGAACGUGAACAGCCUCGUUUUCUCGACGGUCGGGGACAUUGGGAUCAACACGCCCAGCAUACGUCCUGGCCGUUGGGAAGCCCUGAUCGUGGCUCACAGCGACAACAUCUACCGGAAGGGGCACAAAGUUCAAAUUAGCGUUAGUGCCUUGUCCUACUUUGACAAAAUCUAUUCGAACCUCGGAGAGGCAACAACGAGCCUUCUGGUAGCGUGGGAGCUCGUGCGCACUUUGGCGCCCUUGACAUCGCCGGCAUUGGCAGCGCAAGUACGAAAUUUCUCCUUCAUUUGCCUGCGCUCCGUCAUCAGGGCCAUGGAGGUGCCGCUGCUUUCGCACUACUUGUUCAGGGCCGUUCCGGCCAGCGCCGUCAACUCCGCCAGGAAAAUGUUGUGGCGCAUACGGCAGUCUGUCAUCGAGGAGAUCCGUCGCGCCAGCUGGCUCGACGACUUCACCAAGGCGACGGCUCUGGACAAGAUGCGUGCCCUCCAGGCGCACGUGGGCUAUCCCAGAUAUUUCGCCAACGACCAACAGCUGGACGAAGUGUACUCGCGCUAUCCGAACGUCUCCGGUCGCUUUCUCGAGCCGUGGUUGUCUGCGAUGAAGCUGAACAUUCAGUGGGAGAUGAGAAACAUAAGCAGCUUCAAGUUUUCUCUGCGCUCCACGAAUGCCGCCUACUUUCCCAUGCGCAACGUGCUCAUUCUGCCGGCGACCAUACUGCGUCCUCCGGUGUUCUCGCCCGGUGCGCCGAUGGCCUAUAAUUAUGGAGGCCUCGGAACCGUCAUCGGGCAUGAAAUGACUCAUGCUUUCGACGUUCAGGGCAUGCUGUGGGACAGUGACGGCCAGCGGCGUGACUGGUGGUCCGAGUCGUCCCGUCUCUCUUACGACGACAAGCUUCUGUGCCUGCGACGCUCCCACGGAAUCUCGCGAGAAACGGCCGACUCCGAGAACGUGGCAGACUUCGCGGGCGUCGUCUUAGCGCUCGCCGCGUACAAGGGGCUGCUGCUGCGGGACAGUUCCGAGCGCCUGAUGGAGCUCCGCGUCAACGCGCAGCAGCUCUUCUUCAUUGCCAGCUGUAUCAAGUGGUGCGCCGCCAACUCCAGCGCGUCGUUCGCGAAUUACGCCUCCUGGAGGGAUCGCUGCGUCAUUCCGCUCAAGAACAUGAAGGCCUUCGCGUCCGCGUUCGGAUGCUCGCACACGUCAGAUAUGAGUCAAUCCACGCGAUGUACCUUUUGGUAAAACGAUGCCUCUGAAAUCUGCGUCGCACGUGUGCAUACGCUGUCACCAGCAUAUGGCGAAAAUGCACGUGUAGAUUUGCUA
Rhipicephalus sanguineus (brown dog tick) is the source of this 2160-nucleotide messenger RNA. RefSeq names its product membrane metallo-endopeptidase-like 1. Lineage: Eukaryota; Metazoa; Arthropoda; Arachnida; Ixodida; Ixodidae. Gene Ontology annotation, biological process: protein processing. The transcript has 2 exons. Gene Ontology annotation, cellular component: plasma membrane. The coding region runs from base 1 to 2079 and encodes 692 amino acids. Gene Ontology annotation, molecular function: metalloendopeptidase activity. The record is from RefSeq and is a predicted model, not a curated record.